CGCCGGUAUGAUUGACCACAUUGGCAUCGCUAAUGACCAGGAGCAAUCUCUUUACAUCCCAGCUAAUAAAAUGACGAUUAAUCCACAAUCAUUCACGAUUUGCCGCUACUAUGCCAUCGGAGAUUGUCGACGUGGGUCAUCGUGUCGUUUUGUGCAUGCGCAACCGGCGAGUGUGCAACAAGAGUACCCUUACGCUAACGGAUAUGAUGAAGUCCAGGCGAGAACACCGCGUGAGGGGUGGUAUCAAAACAACGGUCAUAGUCGUGGCUACGCAACGUACCCUAUGUACACGGUUGUCCCAUAUGCGAGAGUACAGGACUUCGACGCGUCAAGAGAGAUUUGGGACAAUUUCAGCGACUUUUCUUCCUCGAAUGACUCCGCCACCUCUGAUCAGAGUUUAAACACCGCAUUUGAAGCUAUGACCUUUAAGGAGCCCCCCUCUUUAGAAUCAUUCCCUUCUACAUUAUUCUACGAAUCGGCAUUCUCACAAUCGUCGCCAAGUUUACAAUACCCCAACAACACGGCUACCGGCUUUGGCGAUGUGACACCCCCUAGUCACUAUCGAGGACAUACUCAAGCUGGUUCGAAGACUCGAGCCUCUACUCGCAGGAAAGCAGAAGAAGCAAUGAACAGACAAGUCCUACACAAAACUAAACCUUGCAAAUUUUUCUCGGCACGUAAAACAUGUGCUGAAGGAGACAAAUGCAGGUUUAUCCACGACAUAGAAAAAUGUAAACAGGCAAAGAAAGCCGGUAAUAAAAACCGUGGGACAGGACCGCCUCACUUGCCUCCGAAACCACGCUCACUUCUGGAAGAGUUCAAGGCGCGCGAUUAUUAUCCUAUUACCUGGCGAGUGAUUGGUGGCGGCGUAAUGAUGGGUGGGUAUAGACUACCUUGCAAGGCCUUCGCAGCGGGCUACUGUCCCAACGGCACAGAUUGCAAGCUGGCUCAUGAGACAGAACUCGAGACAUCUACGAAGGGUAUUGUGCACCUAAAGACACGAUCAUCAGCGCCGCCCUUGGCAGCAUCACCCUUUGCAAAAACAUCGGUAGAUUCAAGUGCUGAUUCAAAGCGCAGGACAGUAUCCACCGACUGCUCUGGUUCAUCUCGUGUUAUCCAAGACGCCCCCGGAUCCACGUCUGGCAGCGCGAUAGAUGCAGAGGAACCCCCAUCGGAUGCAAACUCAUCCACUGGAAAAUUUGCUAUAUCCUCUCAACAUCGACGUACCAGAUCAAUGUCCAUGCCGAGUUCACCGUCAGUCCUCAGAGCUUCUCACAUUUUUGCGGAGUCGUGACUGCGGAUCUUUGAAAGGACGAACAUUGCGCUGACAUGGCUUAAUGUGCCUGAGGAAGACUCAUGGAUGGAACUAGUCGCUUGUAUUUUGAGGGUCUACCGAUACAACAACAAUAACUAUGGGCUUACGGUAGCAUGUACUUAUGUAUCAUUAAUAAUGACUCAUCGAAGUUUGUACUCGUACACUAUGA
Messenger RNA from Suillus paluster, 1484 nucleotides. RefSeq lists its product as uncharacterized. The transcript is spliced from 8 exons. Gene Ontology annotation, molecular function: metal ion binding; mRNA binding. The record is from RefSeq and is a predicted model, not a curated record. NCBI's taxonomy places the organism in Eukaryota, Fungi, Basidiomycota, Agaricomycetes, Boletales, Suillaceae. The coding region runs from base 8 to 1294 and encodes 428 amino acids.